AUGGCAGCGUAUGCGCAGUUCUUUGCCCGGCAUGCGUGGCAGACGGCGACGCACAUGCAUUCACCCUGCCCAGACGGCGAAGACUGGCUCUGGUGGCAAGAAUGGUCUGCGGAUGAGCGCGCGACAUUUUUUCACGCCCUGGGCAUUCACUCACGACUUCGACCGGAUCUUGUGGCGCGCGAUAUACGUACACGCAGCGUUAUAGAGGUAUGCGUCGCGAUUCGGCACUUUGAUCGGCUUGUACGGCGCAUGAAACGUGUCGAGCGACGCAUGUACGAGUCAAAAUCAGAGCGACGGCGCCAAACUCUCGCGCGGAUCCCAGCUGCUCGACAAAUCUCCGACUCUCUGCUUGCGUGCGAGGAAGCACACGCGACGGCUUUAGCUGACAAGGAGCCAGCGCCUUUGCAGAUGCAUCGUGUUGCCAUGUACUUAUACCCUAGCGCUGAGGCUCCGACCACAGAGCCGCUCUCCGAUGUCGUAUCGCGUCUGGUUACGCCAUCAUCGGAUGGCGGUGUGUCCAUGAUACCCGCUUACCAGGACCUACCGGGCGUUCCGCGCCUAGUAACAGAGUCGGACGUGCAAAAACUGUUGCAACGGUUGGAAGCGCAUCAUUUUCUACAUACGGACCCGUCUCAUGUGCAUUGGCAUGUGGCCACCUGCCAUCCGUCUCACGCGGCCCAUGCGGCCCUCGAGGGCGUGGUGUCGUGCCCUUCGUUGGAUGGAGUCGUGCGCGAAACGCUGGCACAGAUGCUGUAUGGCUUUCUCGUACACGUCAUGUACGAACUUUGUGUUGUGGGAGAAAGAACGCAUGCGCGAGCUACUGUGGACGCUGCGUUUGUGUGGACCACUGUGGCCCGAUUGGGCUACGUACACGACGAUGGGUUCCAGCCAGAUUUGAUGGACGUCAUGGCUCGUAAGCGUGCCGUUUCAGAUCCGCCUAUGGCGUGGCAAGAGGCUCAGGACGACAGUGACACGGCGUCGCCAUCUUCGUCGGACAGUGAUGCGUCUUACGAAAGCGAAUCUUUGGACGAAGACGACUAUGUCGCUGACGCAGCGCCUAUCGGCAGUAUGGCAACGCUCCGUCCAUGCGAAAAGCAUGAGCCGCGCAUGCACUGGAGUCCCCUUGAGGCGCCCACUGCGCUGCCGGCGACCGACGACGUGAUCGAUGCAUCGAGCCUGGACGCCGACGUGGAUGCUUGGGAUACGGCCGACGAUGAGCGAUACAUAUUACGACUACAGCGUGACUGGCCUAUGAUGUGUGCAAGAGAUGCGGAAUCAGCAGCGCCAUGA
Molecule: messenger RNA, 1290 nt
Organism: Malassezia restricta
Lineage: Eukaryota; Fungi; Basidiomycota; Malasseziomycetes; Malasseziales; Malasseziaceae
Exons: 1
Coding region: 1-1290 (429 amino acids)
Source: RefSeq, a predicted model, not a curated record